AUGUCAUCUACUAUUUCAAACAAGGACGUUGCAUUAUCCGUGAUUGGAUUCUUGAAACAAGCUGUCUCCGAGAAAUCUAUUGCUCAAGACUAUGCUGAUUCUAUGGAUGUUGCCAUUGAUUGUAUAGCUGAUGCAUUUGAAGUUGGCAAAGAUGAUGAUGCUAAGGUUAUUAAGGAGAAAUUUGGAGGUAAAUCCUUAUCUGAGAUAUUGAAGGGAGUUCCCCUGGACCUCUUUUCCAAAGACGAAGCAGAGGCUUCUCCCGUGAUUGUUGAUGAAGAAACCAAGGCUAAAGCAGAUGAGUUGAAAGUUGAAGGAAACAGAUUAAUGGCGCUGAAGAACUAUUCAGCUGCUAUUGCCAAGUACACCGAAGCUAUCGGCUUAGACCCAACCAACGUUGUUUAUCUUUCGAACCGAGCUGCAGCAUAUUCGUCAGACCAUAAACAUCAGCAAGCAAUCGAAGAUGCCAAAAAGGCCAUUGAAUUGAAUCCAUCUUUUUCCAAAGCGUACUCAAGAUUAGGGUUAGCUGAGUAUGCUCUUGGCAAUCCAAGAGCUGCUAUGGAGGCAUAUCAAAAAGGUUUAGAUGUUGAAGGUGACAAUCAAACAGAAUCAAUGAGAAAAGGCUACGAAACUGCUAAAAAGAGAGUAGAGAGUGAUUUGGAAAACUCAAUCUCUACAUCCUCUACAGCCGAUAGAAGUAGUACUGAAACAGAUGCUAAUACAGCCGGUGCCGGAGGUUUACCAGAUUUCAGUUCAAUGUUUGGUGGAGCAGGAGGAGCAGGAGGAGCAGGAGGAGCAGGAAUGCCAUCGUUUGCAGAGUUGAUGAAUAAUCCACAAUUAAUGCAGGCUGCUCAACAGAUGAUGUCGAAUCCUGAAGCUAUGCAAAACAUCCUUAAUAAUCCCGCAAUUCGUUCAAUGGCUCAAUCCAUGGGAUUAGGAGGACCAAAUGGACCGGAUUUAUCAAACUUAAUGAACAAUCCAAUGCUUAACCAAUUCAUGGGCGGUAGAGGUAACAACAACGACAGCAGUAACAGCGGUAGCAACCAAAAUGAUGGCAAUAACGAGUCAUGA
Lodderomyces oxycetoniae is the source of this 1068-nucleotide messenger RNA. It is a transcript of the gene SGT2, whose product is annotated as Sgt2p. Gene Ontology annotation, cellular component: membrane; TRC complex. Gene Ontology annotation, molecular function: protein binding; molecular adaptor activity. Gene Ontology annotation, biological process: post-translational protein targeting to endoplasmic reticulum membrane. The record is from RefSeq and is a predicted model, not a curated record. The coding region runs from base 1 to 1068 and encodes 355 amino acids. The transcript has a single exon. Lineage: Eukaryota; Fungi; Ascomycota; Pichiomycetes; Serinales; Debaryomycetaceae.